AUGAACGCUGGAGCCAAACUGGAUUUUGGUAAAGCAGAAGUCUACUGGCCCCAAGAUGACGCUGCAAGUAGCCAGUACCAAGAGCUGCUUGGUCUUGAUGCAAAACCGUCAGCUCAGGACCAGAGCUUGGUCCAGCCAAUGUUUGAUGCUAAAGUCACAAUCAAUGCACAGAUAGAUGUUCUCGUCACCCCAGAAGCCAACAUGGGACUCAGAAUUGGCGGCACAAUAACUGGGGGCUCUCCUCUAGUUGAUGCGCAGCUCGUGGGCUACGUGAACACAUCUCUGUCAUUUCAAGCUUCCGCUACUGCGUCUGGAGGAGCAAACAAUGAUGCCACAUCAACCUACAGUUAUGGUGUUUACCUAUUCUACAAUCUCGGCUAUGGGGCCUUUGCCACGAUCAAAUCUUUUCCGAAUUGGGCUCUACAGCCGCGCAACGCGUACAACCCGACACCCAGGUUCACCAUCUACGAAAGUACGGGCUCCUUCAGCGGCAUCACCAGUAAUGAUAAGCGAGAAUUUUAUCAUGGCCAUGAGCCCGACCUCUACUCUCCCUCGAACCGCUCUUCAAUGUUGGCGACGAGCUACCUCUAUGACAAAAGAGGGGACUCGUCUGAUGAGGAUCCAUUUCAAAGCCAGACCCCGGACUUCUCCCAGCAACUGACCUGUCCUACGGGGGAUAGUUCCUUGAUAAGACUGCCCGACUUUCGGUUUAACUGCGGUAUUUUCGGAGACAGUCAGCUCAAUGGCAACAAUGGUCAAAUUAUCGUUCCCGGAAUCUGCUCUGGAAUCCAAAGCUUUCUCACGCGUCGAGGUUUAGCAAACAGUGACAUGGUCCUUACUUGGGACCCCAAUCGAGAAAGAAGGGUCGAUCGCGCAGCAAUCUCCUGUCCAAAAUCAUCUGAUGGUGCCUACUGUACAUCGCAACAAAGUAACCUUCAGGCACAAACGAAAGAUAAAACAAUCGCAAUAUCAUGUGACGAAUUCCCAUUCGCGUCGACAGAAGAAGGGGGCGGUUACCUCCGUACGUUGGCGUCAGGAGCUACCUCCUCUCAAAGCACCUGCGUACCUGCAUGGCAACAAACCCUACAAGGAAACUGUAACAGGAUGCUUAGCAGUAUUCAAACGAAUGUGGCAUAUUACGAAAGAGCGCAACGGGGUGACAGCGCGGUAAACUUUGUACCCUGGUCUACUUCACCUCCAAGCGAGAGAUGGUUUACCGUGGGCAGUACGUUCAAUGGCCAGUCUAUAACGUCGCAGAGAGUAGUGUCGUAUCCCAACCAGAUCCCGCAAGCAACCGGAAUUUCUGACACUGCCUACUCCGGUACUGCCGGAGCGUAUGGAGGCUACAUGUUCAGGCGGAAUUUCACCUUCGGUCUCGCCUCGCCCGUCUCCUCACAGGACGGUGCAGCCUGGGUCCCCAGCACCGGCGCUGCCGAGUCGUGGACUUUCAAAAACCGCGAGUUUCCCCCGGGGAUCGAUGGCGGAGAUGUGCAAGACAUCGCCUGCGCCAUCAACACCUUCGGGCAAGACGACAUUUACAGCUUUCCGUACAACGGACUCUGCUUCAAUGGAGGCUACCUCUCUGGACGAGGCUUCCCCACGGUCAAGAGCUUUUCCGGUUGCAUUAUAGAGUUUGCUGCUACACCCAACAACAAGAGGAGUAUUGGCCAGUUCCAUGGGUGGCAUGUCAACAGUAUCACCAUGCUAGACAAGACUAACAUCACUGCUGACGUUGUGAAGUCUUCGAUUGCCCAGUGA
This is a messenger RNA of Letharia columbiana, 1758 nucleotides long. RefSeq lists its product as uncharacterized. The transcript has 7 exons. Lineage: Eukaryota; Fungi; Ascomycota; Lecanoromycetes; Lecanorales; Parmeliaceae. Bases 1 to 1758 code for a protein of 585 amino acids. The record is from RefSeq and is a predicted model, not a curated record.